GAACAAGUUCGAUUUAAUGGCUUUGGGAUUUUUCUCUUCAUUAUUUAUCCUGGAGCAUUUGUUGAUCUGUUCACCACUCAUUUGCAACUUAUAUCACCGGUCCAGCAGCUAAGGAUAUUCUGUGCAGCCUUAUCCGCAGCCUACCAGUCGCCACCUGCUCUUCCAGGAGCCAAAACCGCUGCCUAGCCAUGGCCUCAGAGGACUCUCUCAACAUCCCCCCAGAAAAUUCAGAGUUACUUAAAGAUAUUACGGAGCUGCGCCAGAUCCACGUGGAGGCCGUGCCUGUGGAGGCCGUCCCUGUGGAGACUAUGUCGAUGGAAACCAUGACAGAGUACGAGAUUAUCAACGGCAGUUGGGUCCACGGAGGCCACCACCAACCGCCUCUGAUCGCGCUGCAGCCGCUGUUUACCAGCAACUCGAGCCAAGGAGACCACGACCAGGACAUAAUCAUGGUGCAGACGCAGGAGGAAGUGGUGGGCUACUACGAGUCAGACGACCUGCAGGCCAGCAACAAUUUCGAGGGCCAGGUGGUCAUCCCGCUCGGUGAAGACGACGAUUUCCAGCAGACCCUGGCUUCCUUGGCAGCUUCAGCGUCGUCGUCAGCGGUCAGCCACAGCAGGAAGCGCAGCAGCCAAAGCAAGAAGUCGAGCGGUAAGAAGAAUUACACUGAUAGUGAGGCCCAUGGGGGAAGUAGCAGCUCUGAGAUUGGCAGCAAGAAGUGGGAGCAGAAGCAGGUGCAGAUCAAAACCCUGGAGGAUGAGUUCUCCAUCACCCUGUGGCCCCCAGAUGACCAAAGAGACCAGGAGACAGGGAAGAUUGAGAAAUCAGCUCCUGAUUAUUCAGAGUACCUGACAGGGAAGAAGCUUCCUCCUGAAGGACUACCUGGUAUUGAUCUCUCAGAUCCUAAACAACUAGCAGAAUUUACUAAAAUGAAGCCAAAAAAAAAAGAAGAUGCUCCAAGAACAGUAGCUUGUCCUCAUAAAGGUUGUGAGAAGAUGUUCAAGGAUAACUCUGCUUUGCGAAAACAUCUGCACAUCCACGGUCCUAGAGUCCACGUAUGUGCAGAAUGUGGCAAAGCUUUUGUCGAGAGCUCCAAACUAAAACGACAUCAGCUGGUGCACACUGGAGAGAAGCCCUUUCAGUGCACAUUUGAAGGCUGCGGAAAACGCUUUUCCCUGGAUUUCAAUUUGCGUACACAUGUGCGAAUCCAUACCGGAGACAAGCCCUACGCGUGCCCCUUUGCUGGUUGUAAUAAGAAGUUUGCUCAGUCAACUAACCUGAAAUCUCAUAUCUUAACGCAUGCUAAAAACAAAAACAACCAGUAAGAAGGGAAGACCCUUCUCAAAGUUGGGAAGUGUCUUCCAGGAGCAUGAUUGAAAAUGAAUAUGCCACUUUUGUGUAUUGUUUGUAGGAAAUAAUAUUUUUAUUGAUUCCUGUAUAAAUAAGGGUCAUGUUUUGAUAGAGCAGUAAAAAUAAAAGUAAAAAGUAAAAUAUAUAUAUUUAAUAUAUAUACCUUUAUAUAACAUUGUUAGGGUGCUAUAUCUUGUUCUGUAAUACUAUUUGAAAAACAUGGUGUUUUGUAAUGUUUGGUCCCAACAAGGAUAAUUUAUGAACCUCACAUCAAAAGAUGGUUCUUUAUACAACUCUUCUAAAAAUGGGACUUCUUUUCACAUUUUUUAAAAUACGAAGUUCACCUAUUGCUCACAAAUUUUUAAAGUUGUGUAUUUUCCAAAUGUUCAUAUUUAUAGUUUUAGGAAUAUGUUUAGUAAUUCUUUGUAUGGUUUUUCUGAAGGUUGAUAACUUUGCUUGGAAUAGAUUUUCUUUAAAACAAUGAACAGUAACCUACAUGAAGUAUUUUCCUGUUUAAAAAAAGUUAUAUAGGCUUUGUUUGCUAUCUUAAUUUUGGUUGUAUUCUUUGAUGUUAAAACAUUUUUCAUAACUAUCUUUUAGCUGCAUUGAUUUAUGUAGUAUUGAGUAUUAGAUGUGACUUAAUAGUCAAAUUCAAUCUAUUUUAGUCAUUUUAUUACCCCAAAAUACUGCAGGUGGUGUUCAGUA
This is a messenger RNA of Acinonyx jubatus (cheetah), 2055 nucleotides long. RefSeq names its product YY2 transcription factor (gene YY2). The transcript is spliced from 2 exons. Gene Ontology annotation, biological process: regulation of transcription by RNA polymerase II. Gene Ontology annotation, cellular component: PcG protein complex; transcription regulator complex. Gene Ontology annotation, molecular function: RNA polymerase II cis-regulatory region sequence-specific DNA binding; DNA-binding transcription factor activity, RNA polymerase II-specific. NCBI's taxonomy places the organism in Eukaryota, Metazoa, Chordata, Mammalia, Carnivora, Felidae. Bases 189 to 1325 code for a protein of 378 amino acids. The record is from RefSeq and is a predicted model, not a curated record.